AGGGGGCUUGGUGAUGUGAGCAGAGUGUAUGGCUGUCAAAGUCAGUAGCAGUUCUGGCAGUGGCUUCUCUCAGCUUUGCGCCUCCUCUGAACUGUUUUGAUAGCUAAGCGAUGCUACCGUGUAAUGCUUGAGUUUUGUGAUGGGCUGAGGAAUGCUUGUUCUAGCUGGUGAAGCUGACUGUGACUGUGUCGUCUUAGGGGCAGCAUCAUGGGAUCUACUGAUACGGACAUCGAAGAACUGGAAAACGCCACUUACAAGUAUCUCAUUGGAGAACAGACUGAGAAGAUGUGGCAACGCCUGAAAGGAAUACUAAGAUGCUUGGUGAAGCAGCUGGAGAAAGGUGACGUCAACGUGGUCGACCUAAAGAAGAAUAUUGAAUAUGCAGCAUCAGUGUUGGAAGCAGUUUACAUCGAUGAGACAAGAAGACUUCUGGACACUGAAGAUGAGCUCAGUGACAUUCAGACUGACUCAGUCCCAUCGGAGGUCCGAGACUGGUUGGCUUCAACCUUUACACGGAAAAUGGGGAUGAUUAAAAAGAAAGCCGAGGAAAAGCCAAAGUUUCGAAGCAUCGUCCAUGCUGUUCAGGCUGGGAUUUUUGUGGAAAGGAUGUACAGGAAGAGCUAUCACAUGGUUGGUUUGGCAUAUCCUGCAGCUGUCAUAGUGACACUCAAGGAGGUUGAUAAAUGGUCUUUUGACGUAUUUGCCUUAAAUGAAGCAAGCGGGGAGCAUAGUCUGAAGUUUAUGAUUUAUGAAUUGUUUACCAGAUAUGAUCUUAUCAACCGCUUCAAGAUUCCUGUUUCUUGCCUAAUUGCCUUCGCAGAAGCUUUAGAAGUUGGUUACAGCAAGCACAAAAACCCAUAUCAUAAUUUGGUUCAUGCAGCAGAUGUCACUCAAACUGUGCAUUACAUAAUGCUUCAUACAGGUAUCAUGCACUGGCUCACUGAACUGGAAAUUUUAGCAAUGGUCUUUGCAGCUGCCAUUCAUGAUUAUGAGCACACAGGAACAACGAACAACUUCCAUAUUCAGACGAGGUCCGACGUGGCCAUCCUGUACAACGACCGCUCCGUGCUCGAGAACCACCACGUCAGUGCAGCCUAUCGGCUCAUGCAAGAGGAGGAAAUGAAUAUUUUGGUAAAUUUAUCUAAAGACGAUUGGAGGGAUCUUCGCAACUUAGUGAUCGAAAUGGUGUUAGCUACAGACAUGUCAGGCCAUUUCCAGCAAAUUAAAAACAUAAGAAGCAGUCUUCAGCAGCCUGAAGGGAUUGACAGAGCCAAAACUAUGUCCCUGAUACUCCAUGCAGCCGACAUCAGCCACCCAGCCAAAACCUGGAAGCUGCACUACAGGUGGACCAUGGCCCUUAUGGAGGAGUUCUUCCUGCAGGGAGACAAGGAAGCUGAAUUAGGACUCCCAUUCUCUCCACUAUGUGAUCGGAAGUCAACAAUGGUUGCGCAGUCUCAAAUAGGUUUCAUUGAUUUCAUAGUGGAGCCAACAUUUACUCUUCUGACAGACUCGACAGAGAAAAUUAUUAUUCCUCUUAUAGAGGAAGCCUCAAGAUCAGAAUCUUCUAACUAUGGGGCAAGCAGCUCAUCCACCAUGGUCGGGUUCCACGUUGCUGAUCCUCUGAGGCGGCCAAGUACGAAAGUCUUCAUGAGCGAUGGGAGCUAUACCCCAGACUACUCUCUUCAGGCCGUGGACCUGAAGAGUUUCAAAAACAACCUGGUGGACAUCAUUCAGCAGAACAAAGAGAGGUGGAAGGAGUUAGCUAACCAAGGUGAACUUGAUCUUCACAAGAACGCAGAAGACUUGGGGAAUACUGAAGAAAAGCAUGCUGACACACACCCAUAGAUCUGAACAAACUUUAAGAGUUCAGUUGUUUUAAACACAAGAGGAAAAUGAAAGUAGCAUGAAAAACAUGCAAAGUCCUUAAAAUUAUAUUUGGCUCAGGCCAUUUUAGUGGACUAAGAGCAUCCAUUUUAAUAUAAUAACUGAGCAAAGAAGUACCGUGGGUUGCCAUCAGCAUUCUG
Messenger RNA from Acomys russatus (golden spiny mouse), 2024 nucleotides. It is a transcript of the gene Pde1a, whose product is annotated as phosphodiesterase 1A. Gene Ontology annotation, molecular function: 3',5'-cyclic-nucleotide phosphodiesterase activity. The coding region runs from base 208 to 1845 and encodes 545 amino acids. Gene Ontology annotation, biological process: signal transduction. The transcript has 15 exons. The record is from RefSeq and is a predicted model, not a curated record. NCBI's taxonomy places the organism in Eukaryota, Metazoa, Chordata, Mammalia, Rodentia, Muridae.